UUUCGGUCUUUUCUCUCACCACGCAUUAUUAACUCGUUUCAAAUUCUCUCUCCCACUCUCUCUCUCUCUCUCUCUAGUUUCCUCCGUAAAGAGCCGUUGGCCCGUUGCUUCCGGAGUUCUCUGCAAUCCAAUCCAAGAUUCCUGUCCCGCUCCUCUCCCUCUCGCUCUCUUACCGGAGAAAACUUGAGGGAUCCGAAGCUUCUUUCUUCCCCGGGAACUUGCCAGUUGGAAAAAAAAUGUCUGGAUUGACGAAAUCUCCCUUAAAUAGAUUCUCCAAGCACAACAUUGGUGGAACCAAGUUUUCAGGGAGUGGUAGCACCAACCCUUUUGAUUCGGAUGACGAGCUGGAUAAUAAGCAAAUCCGUAAAAGCUCGGGAAAAACAUCCAAACACAAUGCAACCAAUGGCAAGUUCUCUGUGAACGGCCGCUCCAAUCCUUUUGACUCUGAUGAUGAGAUAGACAAUAAGCUAACACUGAAAACCCCGGGAAGAAAAUCCUCAGAGCCUUCUCGCUUUUCUCCCGGCUUGGGUACAAAUCCUUUUGAUGACGAUGAUGAUGUCAAGGAUACAUCAUCCUCUCGGAUCUAUCAUGCUUCAGCAACAAAAAAUAGAUACAAGAAUGGUUUCCGUGAUGCAGGAGGGUUAGAGAAUCAGACUGUAGAGGAACUCGAGAGCUACGCUCUGUAUAAAGCUGAGGAGACUACAAAUGCGGUUAAUAACUGUCUCAUGAUUGCUGAGGACAUGAGAGAAUCCGCGACUAAAACAUUGGUAACUCUGCAUCAACAAGGAGAACAACUUACACAUACUCACAUGGUUGCUGCCGACAUUGAUCAGGACCUUAGCAGGGGUGAGAAGCUUUUAGGAAGCCUCGGGGGCAUGUUCUCCCGGACAUGGAAGCCUAAGAAGACUCGCCCAAUAAGCGGCCCUGUAAUCACAAGAGACGAUCCAGUUCUUCGGAAAGGUAACCACUUGGAGCAGAGGGAAAAAUUGGGAUUGAUUUCUGCCUCAAAGGAACGACGCCGUACAGGCGCAGAAACCACCACCGAGCCCGCAAAUGCAUUGCAGAAAGUCGAGGUCGAGAAAUUGAAGCAAGACGAUGCUUUAUUGGAUUUAAGUAAUAUUUUGGGAGAGCUUAAGGAGAUGGCAUUGGACAUGGGAUCUGAAAUCGAUCGGCAAAACAAGGCGAUGGACCAUUUUCAGGACGACGUGGAGGAGCUAAGUUUCAGAGUGAAAGGCGCGAAUCAGCGCACGCGCCGUUUACUUGGUAAGUAGCUAUUUUACGACGAAGAUAACUAAGCUUUACUACCAUUGCUCGAUUUAUUAGCUAGACAGAAGUUUAUAGUAUCGUUGGCAUUUUGUCUUGCAUUGUUUCGACUACAAUGACGCCGGCAUUAUAUGAUUCGGAUCGUCGGUUUCGUUGAGAUCUGACUAACUAAACUGUGGAAAAACAUAACAUGUGUUUGCUUAAUGCUGGAAUUUGUAGUGUUGGAAA
Molecule: messenger RNA, 1491 nt
Organism: Andrographis paniculata
Lineage: Eukaryota; Viridiplantae; Streptophyta; Magnoliopsida; Lamiales; Acanthaceae
Product: SNAP25 homologous protein SNAP33
Exons: 6
Coding region: 237-1271 (344 amino acids)
Cellular component (GO): plasma membrane; SNARE complex
Molecular function (GO): SNAP receptor activity
Source: RefSeq, a predicted model, not a curated record